CCUCCUUUCGCUUCCAUCUAGGGUUUCAAUUCGCGUAUGCGACCUCCAGCGAUUAUGUCCGGAUUUGUCUGAGUUCUUGUUUGAUUUGAUCGGACUAGUUCUUCUCUUGCUAAUAAAACUCUGAAACUCGAGAUCGUCGCUCAAAAUUAUGAUUAUAUCUUUGGUGUCCUUCUCAUCGCUCGCUGGAAAACAUCUAAAUCUCCGUGUCUUUGGCCCUGGAUUGAAUCCGUUUGCUCCAUACAACAUUGCAAAUCAUUCCUCUCGUUAAUUCUUUUCGUUAGUGUUCAUCUAGAUCAUGUAAAAUUUCUGUUAAGUUUCAUAUUCAUAUUCCGAUUUCGAUAUCUUGUCCGACUCAUUUAGUAUCCAGUAUUCUGCAGUAGUUCGGGGAGAAGAUCAAUCUUGUGUUUGUGAAGACUCUAUAUAGCUGCUGACGUUUUUCUUGAUAAUCUAUUAUUGCUUGGAACUAUUUUGGUCUUGGAGUGAUUUUCUGUUCAAUAAGGAGUUUAAUAAAAUGCCGCUGAAUUUGUUGAAUGAUUAUCGGCGAAGCCUGCGCAGGAGUAAGUCUGCUGGUGAUAGAGAUGAUAGGGGUUGGACUCCUCUUCAUGUAGGUGCCAAAAAGGGUGAUCUGAGAGAGGUGAGACGUCUCCUUAAUGAAGGAAUGGAUGUGAACGUGCUUGUUUCUGGCAAUAAAUCACAAGGCAUGACUCCUCUUCAUCUUGCUGCGGAAGGUGGUCACCUCAAAGUUAUGGACGAAUUACUCGAACGUGGAGCAAAUAUUGAUGCAAGAACAAAGGGUUCUUGUGGCUGGACUCCACUCCAUAUCGCAGCUAAAGAGAAGAAGAAGCUUGCAGUGAAAUUCCUGGUGGAAAAUGGUGCGUUUUUACCCGACGACAUAAAUGACAUUAGGUUCAAUCCUCCGGUUCAUUACUGCCACGGUCUCGAAUGGGCUUAUGAGGAAAAGAAGCGCAUCCACCGCAUGAAUUCAUCUUCAAGUGAAGACUGUUCUUACAGUUCCGAUUAGCUGAACCUCUCCACGAAUGUCUGAUAUGUUUUCAAUGGAUUGGAUUUUAAACCUAUUUGAGUUUUUCAGUGUGUAUUUUGAACAUCUAUGUUUCCAAACUAAACUGAUCAGUGCUUGCUUUAAUAUGAUUGUGUAUUGAAUAAUGAUUGUAAAACGCUAUUUUGUGAGCAAUUUAAUCUCAUUACAAUGAAU
This is a messenger RNA of Impatiens glandulifera, 1213 nucleotides long. Its product is annotated as phytochrome-interacting ankyrin-repeat protein 2-like. Gene Ontology annotation, molecular function: protein binding. The coding region runs from base 512 to 1021 and encodes 169 amino acids. Lineage: Eukaryota; Viridiplantae; Streptophyta; Magnoliopsida; Ericales; Balsaminaceae. The transcript is spliced from 3 exons. The record is from RefSeq and is a predicted model, not a curated record.